AGGCCCUCUAGUAAGCCGCCACAGCUUGUUGAGCCAUGCUCACAAUGAUUCCGUGCUGUUUAACACACAUUUCCAUGGCAGGGGCCGAAUAUGAGUACUGCCCAUUCAUGUUUUGGUACCCGCCUGCGGUGUGCUACUACAAGCAUUGGGGGCCCAAGGCAGACGAGGACAGCACUAAUGGUGAUACAUCAGCAGACGGCAAUGACAUUGCGGAAAAUGUCGCCGACAGCAGCAGUAGCAGCAGCAAGGCUUUGGCAGCGGCAAUGGCUUCGCCGCUGCUCUCUCUGCCGCCAGAGGUGCGGUUGAGGAUCUACUACUGGGCGUAUAUGAUGAGUCCCAUCCAGCCCAAGGAGCUGGCGGCGGGGUAUCCCAUUCCCAUGCUGUGCCGCUACAUCUUGCACCCGCUGGACCCGAAUCUCGAGAGGCAGGUUGAGCAGGAGAUUGAGAACGAGAGGGUGAUUGUGGACUUUGCAAAGGCGGAUCCGGAGCUGGUAGAUGGGAAAGGAGCAGACGGCGCUCAUGAAGAGGAACAAACGCCGGCGGUGCGGGAACAGAAUGAGCUGCAGAGGGCCGUUGCUACCGAGAGGAUGGUCAAGGAGAGGAUUAAAGAGAAGAUGAGGGAGCUGAAUAGGAGGAUGACGGGGCUACUCAGUUCAGAUAGGCCACUCGCGGGGAUACCAACGGGUCUACUAUGCGCCUGUCGCCAGAUAUACUUUGAGGCUCGAACGUUACCUUUUGAACAGAACGAGUUUGUCUUCCUCAACUGGUUCUCAUCGGGCCUCAACGCCGCUUCAGCAGUGACAAAGUCGCAGCGGCCAUGGCAGCGUCUAUCGAUGCGAUACGUGCGGAUGGAAGUCAUGGCCGAGGAUCUCGCGAGGGUAGGGGCGCUGAAGAAGUGGGCGGAUCUAUGCGGCGGCGGCUCUGACGAGCGUCUGGCGUCGUGGACUCGCGGCCUGCGAGGCCUGCGGCUGAAGAUUGUGGGGCAGGUCGGGCGGAAGCACACGGAGAAUGCGCAGGAGGCGGAGGAUAAGUUUGUGGAUGCGCUGGAGGAAGAGGGCGGUGCGAGGAGGUGGGUUGAGGGGGGGAAAUUGGCCGAGAUGAAGAGCCUGGAGAGGUUGGAGGUUGAGAUUAUCAAGAAUGCGUGGGGGACGGAGGAGAAGAUGGCGUGGUGUGCGCAGGUGGAGGAGGCGUUGAGGGAGUUUGGAUCGAGGGCUGAGGUUGUGAGCAUGGCGAGGAUUGUGUAAGCCGUGGUGGGUGGGUGGGUGAAUAUUACAUGAAUGAAAUGAUAUGGCCUUGGCGUGAUUGUGAGGAGUUGGGGUUCUGAUUUUUGGAUGGUUUCUAUAAUGACUUGAUGGCGUUUAUUGAUAUGACAAUACUAUUACGAUUAACUAUCUUUUAUGUAGUACCUUGGUGUGCUUACACGAGAGGAUGAGGUUAAAUAAAU
Molecule: messenger RNA, 1444 nt
Organism: Trichoderma asperellum CBS 433.97
Lineage: Eukaryota; Fungi; Ascomycota; Sordariomycetes; Hypocreales; Hypocreaceae
Source: RefSeq, a predicted model, not a curated record